Molecule: messenger RNA, 4498 nt
Organism: Dalotia coriaria
Lineage: Eukaryota; Metazoa; Arthropoda; Insecta; Coleoptera; Staphylinidae
Product: amyloid beta A4 precursor protein-binding family B member 1-interacting protein-like
Biological process (GO): signal transduction
Source: RefSeq, a predicted model, not a curated record
UGUGCAAUGUGCAGGCGCCAUGGUAACAGCGCUGCGGGCCGAAAAGGGUCAAAGGUUUUUGCAGCGACUAGUUCUUCACGGAUUGCCGCUUCAUUACGAGGCGCGGAUUCACGUUUCGAGAGGCAAAGCCCUUUUUAAACACACACAGAAAACUCGCAUCCUACUUCCACUCACCACAUUCAAAUACGACUCAACCUCGAGUCCGCUCUAUACCUGCUCUACUCUCGGCGGUAUUCUCGGUCGGUUCUACUUGUGGAGAGGAACGCACAGAACUGGAUGGCGGUGGAUGCCAUCGUGACGCUCACGUUCCGACACACCAGUUGCUCCAUAGCUCUUCGUGCGGUGUGUGCUUUGCUGUGAGAGGUGAAGGUGCGUUCUUUUAUUCAUCCACAACGCGCCAAAAACACGCCAAAACCAAAAAAUGACAUUUUUAACUUAAUUUAAAUUAAUUUGACGAAACAUUCAACAAAAUGAAGCGUAUGUUCGGGAGUUUUCGUUCGAAACAACAUUAUCAACAACAAGAUGCAAUUAAAACAAAUUCGAAUAAUGACGGUGAUGUCUAUUGGUUGAUCCGCGUGCACAACAGCGCGCUGUCGAGCAGCCAAAACGCGUCGGAUUGCGUUGUUGAUAAUGAUGGUGGUCCGGGCAAAGGAAUGCAGCGCAUGGCGAGCAGCCGAAGCAUGAGCUUUUCGCAGUCGGAUCGCAACGCUGGCGCCUUCAAACGAUUCAGUUUACAAUCCUAUAUUAAGGGUUUGGACGCAGGUACGUCCAACUCAUCGUUCAACACAUCCUCAACGUCCCUCAAACCGCUGAAUCAGGACAUUGCAGCGCCGCGCAUCGACGGCUUUCGCUUCUCGAUGGCGAAUUUAGAGGACAGUCCCGAAGUGGACCUAGACGCGAUCCUCGGUGAGCUCUGCGCGUUGGAGACGCAAUGCGAUCAGGAAAUCGGCAACGCGCGUGACAGCAAGCGACAGUCUGAUGUGUCGAAAGCGAUGAGUGCGCGCAUCUCGUCCGACGCCGGCCGUCUGAAAAUGGACGACGACUCCACAAUGUUGCAGAAAACCGACCGGACUGAUUCGCCGGAUAACGACUCCGCAUUCAGUGACACCGUCAGCAUGCUCUCGAGCGAAUCUUCCGCGAGUAGCGGCGGUAGUAAUGUCAAACCGCCUACAACAUUACUUCUCAUGUCUGAUGAGGCAAGUCGCGUCAAAGCGGAGAAGAUUCGCAUGGCGAUGGAGAAGAUUAAAGAAGCGAAUAUUCAGAAAUUGUUUGUGAAAGUCUUCACUAUGGAUGGUUCCGCAAAGAGUUUAUUAGUAGAUGAGAAAAUGACGUGUGCAUAUGUGACGAGAACAGUCGCAGAUAAAAACCACGUGGCAAUGGAUCCCAAAUGGGGAUUAGUCGAGCAUUUACCCGAUUUAUACAUGGAGCGUGUCUAUGAAGAUGAUGAACUCCUCGUGGAUAACCUGAUGUUGUGGACGAGGGACUCAAAGAAUAAGAUUUACUUUGCCGAGAGGCCUGAUAAAACCAUGCUGUUUAUGCAACCGGAGCGUUUUAUACUCGCCGCGAAUGAUCGUACACGUGGUGCGGUGGAACACGAUGAACAUGCGCGGAAUUUGCUUUUAGAAGAGUUUUUCUCAUCGAAUGUUGGGCCUGGAGGUGGUGGCAUGCCUGAAGUCGAAGGACCUUUGUAUUUAAAAUCAGACUCCAAAAAGGUACGCGUUUUUAUUAAAACAAUUCAAAAUAAUUUUAAUUUAUGUAUUUUUUAAUUUCUAGGUUGGAAAAAGUACCAUUUUGUCCUGCGUGCAUCCGGUUUGUACUACGUGCAAAAAGAAAAGCUAAGUGCCAAAGACUUGGUUUGCCUAGCCACAUUCGACGUGAAUCAAAUUUACUACGGUGUUGGCUGGAAGAAGAAGUUCAAGGCCCCGACGGACUUUUGUUUCGCUAUCAAACACCCGAGACUGCAGGAACCAAAGAGUACCAAGUACAUAAAAUACCUCUGUUGUGAGGAUAAACAAACCCUGGACAAAUGGAUGGUGGGCAUGCGCAUUGCCAAGGUAGGCAAACAAGUAAUGGAAAACUACCGCUUCCUGAUGGAGGAACUAGCGCAGGAGGAUUUAGACUUGUUAGCGCAUGCACGCAGCUGUUCAGUGAGUUCCAUCCCGCAGAGUAAUGUAACCACGCCAUGUCAGAGUUACGCACCCAGCGAGGGUUAUAUGACACAAAGUGAAGCAUGCUCGAGCACCCCGAGCGAGAUCAGUUCCGGGCGGCAGAGUCGAGCAAGCAGCUCAAGUUCCAGCGGUUGUAUGUCAGACGGUGCGCCGUCCAGCUGUGAGAAUGCGUUUGAUUCCGAGUUCCCUACCGGAACUAUCAAACGGAAGCCGUCUAUGAAGCCUUCGAUACCAUUAACAAACAUCACAAGACAAUUAAAAGAAGUAGGUGAAACCAGGGAUGAAAGAGAUGAAACAGACCAUGUUCCGAAUAGUCCUUCAUAUACUAACACAGGCACACUCACAAGGCGACACAGUCGUCGAAAAUCAUCGAAUUCUGAUGAUGGUUCAAUGUCAGAAACGCUAAAAAGACAACACUCAUACAAACGUGGGUCUAUUGAGUCUGUUAGCACACGAAGUGGAGAUAGUUGUGGAUGUACCACACCGAGACCGCAGGGAAUUCAUUCGAGUCCCUUAUCACCGCUUGCAACAGCUGCGGGGAUGUCUGAUUCGUUGAUUUCGUUACCGCCGCCACCACCACCACCUUCAGUGGGACAAAUACAGAGUCUCGUUGAGAGUAUCCAAGGAGAGUUACCCCCACCACCGCCGGAAUUAUACUGUUCAACGACUUCCCUGGACAGUCUCCCACCGCCCCCGAACCCUGGAGACUUGCCAUCACUACACGAGUCUGAAUUAACCGGAAGUCAACUAUCUCUGAUGUCUCUACCACCUCUACCGCAGGAUGAUGACACGUUGAGACAAAGUCGACACCGGGAGAGUAAUAAUUGCACUCCUACGAAUUGCACGCCGGUGAUGAGUCCUGAAACUACUCCGUCUGUGCUCUCACCGGUGCGAUAUUCGUCGAAUUCAAAUUGUAGCACGCCUACAAUGAGUAAUCCCCUGGUUUCCACACUAAUGGAAAUACAGAGAACAUUCAACAACACCAAUGGACUGCGUUCGUCACUACGUACGCAGUCUUCCGACUACGCUUCAUGCCGCCGUGCCACCAGCAUCACAAGUCCAGUAAAAACCAAGAAGAUUUCGUUUAAUUUAAUCCCGCAAGAGGCGCCAGCUUUACUGCCACGUAAACCUGCCCCACCACGACGAUCGGAAAACACUCGUCUUUCAAGCCCGAAAAAACUAGCUGAUCCCCCAGUGGAUUUCCUCAAGGAGAUUCAGCGCGUGAUGCGGAAAAAGUGGCAAGUGGCUCAGAAGUGUCUAGAAGAACCAAACACCACACCGCAUGAGGUCUUAGGAUUCCGAGAUCCACCUGCUACUCUGCCUGAUUACAAAGAGACGAAUGUUUCUAACUGGGUACAAGAACACUACGGUCCCAAUAAUUUCUACGAGAAUGUCUAUCGAGACGCCGAGGUGACUGAAGUUGCUGAAUAUUCUGCAAGUCCUUUGCAUUUACAAGGAGGAAAUGACGGACGUAAUUCAAAGCGGCCGCCACCACCGCCCCCGAAGCGUUCGGAGACGACGCACUUGUCUAGCAAGCUGCAUUGAGCUUUCGCAUCAACUUAUGACUAACAAUGAGCAAAUCCAAGGAGACAUAAAGCAAAAAUGUGAUGAUAACGUUAUUUAGGAACAAUGUGCCAUUAUUUUGUACGUUUUUCUACGGACGUAUACCUUUUGCAAUUUUUUUAUAUAUAUAUACAUAUAUAUACUUAUAAAUGAUUCCCAAGUGAGGAGGUGAUCAUGUUAUUGCAUGCACCGCAUAUUUAUUGGCGUUUUGCAGAACCGAACAUACACCUAACCCAAGUUUUUCUGUUCUCUUUAUUUGUAUAUAAUAAGUAGAGUAAUUCGUACACGUAAUUCACGAUUAGUCCCAAGAUGAAGAUGAAGAACAAAGUGACAAUAUUCACUCGAUUAAUUUUAAUGUCAAACAUUUUAUGGUGCUUCUAGUUAAUGAUUGUAUGAAGUAUGUAAGCACAAAUAAUUCUUUCGCGAAUGUGGCGAAGUUGUCUGUAAAUAGGCGAGCGCAGCUUGUGAAGAAACAAAAAAAAAAGAAACAAGAAGACAGGGUUCCGCUUGCGAGAGGCGCUUGCCGCUGCGAAUAAAACAAAGCUGUUAUUUGAUUAUUCCUCAAACUUUUAUAGUUGAACUUAUUGAUCGUGGAUGAUGAUUAUGAUGAAGAGCAUUGUAAAAGGUUCGAUUUGAUACUUAUUGUAGUUAAGAUCUCUCCCUCUGCGCCGGGCCCUCUUUGGCACACGGCGGUUUUAUAUUGCAAAUUGAAUACAUUUGUUUUUUGUAUAACUUUGCCAUCGAUCAAGUAUAUAACUAUUUAUGAA